Miscanthus lutarioriparius is the source of this 348-nucleotide messenger RNA. NCBI's taxonomy places the organism in Eukaryota, Viridiplantae, Streptophyta, Magnoliopsida, Poales, Poaceae. The record is from the annotation of a GenBank genome assembly.
AUGGCCGGCGGGAAGGAGCCGAUCGAGGUCAGGUUCCGGCUCUUCGACGGCACGGACAUCGGGCCCACCAAGUACGAUCCCUCCACCACAGUCUCCUCGCUCAAGGAGUUCAUCCUCGCUCGGUGGCCGCAAGAUAAGGAUAUAGCUCCAAAAACUGUUAAUGACUUGAAGCUUAUCAAUGCUGGAAGGAUAUUGGAGAAUAACCGGACACUUGCAGAGUCCCGUGUUCCAGUAGGAGAGGUUCCAGGAGGUGUAAUUACAAUGCAUGUGGUAGUGCGACCUCCACAAGCUGACAAAAACAGUGGUAUUGCCGACAAUUUCAGCCCUUUGUUCAUAACAUUUUCUUAG